AUGGAUGAAUACGGACAAAGCUCUAACGAGAAGAGGCUCGACUACUUUGCUGCUCCAGCUAAAAUGCUGGACUCUGGGUUUCUAAAAGCCCUCGAAAGCCGAAAGCAAUCUCAUCAUGGGGAAGGCAAGGAUACCGAUAUAUCAUUGCUAUGCCCACAGAAUACGAUUGCCAGUGAACAAUCUGUUACAAAAAAAUAUUUAUGCUGGGCCCUGGGGAGUGGGUCGUCACACAGCGCGACAUCCUACUACUACAGAGAGGACAAGUAA
This is a messenger RNA of Sphaeroforma arctica JP610, 267 nucleotides long. RefSeq lists its product as hypothetical. The record is from RefSeq and is a predicted model, not a curated record. Bases 1 to 267 code for a protein of 88 amino acids. NCBI's taxonomy places the organism in Eukaryota, Ichthyosporea, Ichthyophonida. The transcript has a single exon.